AAUCGCCGAGGUUCAGAUACAUAUGGACUUGCAGGUGCAGUGCAUCGCAUAUUGGUGGUAGCUUCGUUUGCUUUUCGAACUUCACAGCUUCAACAAUAACAACAACUACUUUUACAAACACGCAGGACAACAGGUUAUAUUACUUACCCCUGAUACCGAAGAGAUAAUUUGAUUUGAUUUAAUUUAAUACCCUAAAGGCUCUUUAAAUCUCUAUUGAUAUGCUAUCACGACGGUAAACAUCCUAUAACACUUGCACCACAAUGGCCACCGACACAGCGCCACCACCACCCUCCAACAUCCCAUCCUCCUCUCCCUCCUCAUCAGAACCGCCGACAUCAUCGUCACCAUCCUCCCCAUACCCCUACGCUUUCGCCCCCGACAUAAUCCGCGCACACCAAAAAGACGCCUACUUCCAAGGCCUUCUCACGAACCAAAUCGCCGACCUGCACCGACACCUCCUCGGCGCCCGCUCCGCCCACGCCUGGGCCCCCGAGUCCCGCACCCUCGCCGACCUCCUCUACCUCUCUCUCACAACCCUCAUCGGCAACCGCACCCUAGGCGAGGAGUACUGCGGCCUAGUCCAGGUCGAAUCCGACACGGGCGCUCUGCCCGCGCUGAGCCGCCGCGCCCUCUACAUCGCCGGGAGCAUCCUCGCGCCCUACGGCCUAUCCCGCCUCCUGCCCAGGAUCCGCGCUCGCAUCCGCGCGCGCCUGCAGCAGAACCUAGGACUCUCGUCGACGACGGCGGCGGUGAGCGCCGACGAGAUCAACAACGCUCUGCUGAAAUCCCGACAGCAGCAGCAGACCUGGUCUUACAAGCUGCAAGCGUACCUCCUCACGCACCUCCCCUCGCUAACCUCCGAGUCCCACGUCCACGCCGUCAGCCUCGCGCUGUUCUACUUCGGCGGGUCGUACUACGAGCUCGCGAAGCGGGUCGCCGGCCUGCGCUACGUCUUCACGCGCAAGGUGGGCGAGUCGUCCGACCGCGCCGGGUACGAGCUGCUAGGCGUGCUGCUGGCCGUGCAGAUGGCCGUGCAAGGAUACCUGCAUGUGCGCACCGCCUUCUUUGCUUCUGCAACAACACCCUCUUCCUCUUCCCCCGCUAGUUCCGAGCGCGCCAGGCCCGACGGCAUCCUCGCCGUAUCGCUCGACGGCAAUACCUACGCUUCUAAUAACGAGCUCCUCCUCGCAACGGCCGCGGGCGCUUCCCAGGGAGCAGCGACCCGUAUUGAUGUCUUGGCUGCGACGCACACGCCAGCUCCGCCGGGAGGCACCGGCAACCCCCGAUACGACUUAUCCGAUGAGAAGGGUAUGCGCUGGAUCAAGGGUACGCAGCAGCGCAAAUGCACGUUAUGUCUUGAGGAGCUCAAAGACCCGUCCGCCACACCGUGCGGUCACGUCUUCUGCUGGGCCUGCAUCGGCGACUGGGUCCGCGAGAAACCCGAGUGUCCGCUGUGCCGUCGCGAGGCUCUAGUCCAACACAUUCUACCACUACGGGCUGUUUGAUACGACGUGUACAUAGGUAUAUAUAAUAUGGAUAGGGGGCGAGUUUUUGUCAUAGCCAGGAGGGAAUAAUACACCAUACAUAGCAUCGCGAUGUUUUAUCAUAAUGAAAAAACAAGAG
Daldinia vernicosa is the source of this 1623-nucleotide messenger RNA. Its product is annotated as Pex12 amino terminal region-domain-containing protein. Gene Ontology annotation, molecular function: zinc ion binding. Gene Ontology annotation, cellular component: peroxisomal membrane. The coding region runs from base 261 to 1505 and encodes 414 amino acids. NCBI's taxonomy places the organism in Eukaryota, Fungi, Ascomycota, Sordariomycetes, Xylariales, Hypoxylaceae. Gene Ontology annotation, biological process: protein import into peroxisome matrix. The record is from RefSeq and is a predicted model, not a curated record. The transcript has a single exon.